Messenger RNA from Camarhynchus parvulus, 1191 nucleotides. It is a transcript of the gene RGR, whose product is annotated as retinal G protein coupled receptor. The record is from RefSeq and is a predicted model, not a curated record. Gene Ontology annotation, cellular component: membrane. Gene Ontology annotation, molecular function: G protein-coupled receptor activity. Lineage: Eukaryota; Metazoa; Chordata; Aves; Passeriformes; Thraupidae. The transcript is spliced from 7 exons. Bases 97 to 984 code for a protein of 295 amino acids. Gene Ontology annotation, biological process: G protein-coupled receptor signaling pathway; phototransduction; visual perception.
CUUGGGCUACUGGAAGUAGAGAGAUCCAGAGAAAAGGCAGCCCCACAGCUGUAACAGAGGGCAGAGGUUAAAUCUUUUGGCAUAUUUACCAUAAGAAUGGUCACUGCACACCCUCUCCCUGAAGGCUUCACUGAAAUAGAAGUGUUUGCCAUUGGCACUGCCCUGCUGGUAGAAGCCCUGCUUGGUUUCUGUCUGAAUGGUUUGACAAUUAUUUCUUUCCGCAAAAUCAAAGAGCUGCGGACGCCCAGCAAUCUGCUGGUUCUCAGCAUCGCCCUGGCCGACUGCGGGAUUUGCAUCAACGCCUUCAUCGCUGCCUUCUCCAGCUUCCUCAGAUACUGGCCCUAUGGCUCUGAUGGCUGUCAAAUCCAUGGAUUCCAUGGCUUCCUGACAGCCCUGGCCAGCAUAAGCUCCAGCGCUGCCGUGGCCUGGGACCGAUACCAUCACUACUGUACAAGAAGCAGGCUGCAGUGGAGCACAGCUGCCUCCAUGAUGGUGUUUGCAUGGCUGUUUGCUGCCUUCUGGUCCGUGAUGCCCUUGCUGGGGUGGGGAGAAUACAACUACGAACCCCUCCGAACCUGCUGCACCCUGGACUACAGCAAAGGGGACAGAAACUAUGUCACAUUCCUUUUUGCUCUGUCCACUUUCAAUUUCAUGAUCCCAGGCUUCAUCAUGCUGACAGCCUAUCAGUCCAUACACCAAAAGUUCAGAAAAACUGGGAACUUUAAGUUUAACACUGGUUUGCCACUGAAGACACUGGUCAUUUGCUGGGGUCCCUACUGCCUCCUGUGCUCCUACGCAGCAGUGGAAAAUGUGAUGUUCAUCCCACCAAAAUACCGCAUGAUUCCUGCUCUUGUUGCCAAGACUGUGCCAACGGUGGAUGCCUUUGUAUAUGCCCUGGGAAAUGAGAACUACAGAGGAGGAAUAUGGCAGUUCCUCACAGGACAGAAGAUUGAGAAAACAGAGGUUGAUAACAAAACUAAAUAACCCAUUAUGGUAUUAAACAAAAUUACUGCAGGUACAUCACUGAAAGCAAAAUUCAAGAGAAAACCGAAUGCAUUCUCUGAUAUGUAUGUGCAAAGGUGGUUCCACAUUGGAAAGGCUAUGCAUUGGCUGCAAACAAUGAAGUAUGGAAAGAAAGCCCUCCAGACAACUGUCCAAACCAUCAUGAGCUGCUUGUCAAACAAGCUGCCU